ACACGGAGCAGUGUGGUCAGAGCCGCUGCGUAGAGAUACUUUUCUUCUCUCGUUCUUUUUUCUUUGAUCCCUCGUCUUGAAAGAGAUUUCGGCCAUUAAAGCUACGGCGGCUGCGUUAUGGCAAAAGUGUUCACAUCUUUUUCCCAGAAUGUGAGAUAUUUGACUCGUUCGUUUGAGCCAAGGUUGUUGGCGGCUGAUCUUGGGGGUCAACCCAGGUCGAAGGUCACGACCUGCCUCUUCAGCACAUGUCGUGUUGAUAGAACGAACACAAGCUAUCCACGACCAAGGUUGUCACCGCAGGAGGUAUCUACAAUUUUGCGUCAAAAUGAAGGCAUGAUACAGCUGGACAGUGGAGGAACAGGAUGGACAGAACAGGGCUACACAUCAUCAGGCUCUUAUUCCAUAGAUUCUGUUGAUUCCAAUCAGUUGGCUUCCAACUCUCCCAUAGAAGAUAAACUAGCAUCAGCAAGAUGCCUGCACACUACAGGAUAUCUCUUUGGUGUGUUUGAUGGUCAUGGAGGGCCAGAGUGCAGUCAGGUUGUGGCCAAAAGACUCUUUGACUAUGUGGCUGCUGCACUGCUCCCACGCAAGGAGUUACGUCGGGUGGUAUCCGAGUGGGAAGCGGGUAAUCGCAUACCUCUUAUUCAGGUCUAUAAUGAUCCAUCUCAGUUUGUGUCUGAACUGCAGGAAAUUUACCAAGAUUCAUUUUUGAGAUACUGCAUUUCUCUGCUCAGUGCAUUUGAUGAAGAUUUCAGUAUGGAGGAAGUAUUGAUUCAAGCAUUUACUCAGCUUGAUAAUGACAUGGGGCGGGAGGUAAAAGAGAAUCAGCAAUCUGCAGUGCUGGAACCAUUAUUACGUGUUGCUCUUUCUGGCUCUGUUGCAUGUGUAGCCCACAUUGAUGGUCCACAUCUCCAUAUUGCUAAUACUGGAGACUGUGGAGCUGUUUUAGGGAUGCAGUCUCAAACGGCAGGCAGUGGCUGGCGAGCACUUCGUCUAACAAGAGAUCACAACUGGGAAAAUCCAGAUGAAAUUGAACGUGUGCUAUCUGAGCAUCCAGACUCAGAGUCUGAACAUGUAAUAGUAGAUCAACGACUCUUGGGUGUAUUAAUGCCCUUCCGAGCAUUUGGUGAUUUCCGCUUUAAGUGGGACCUAGUAACACAAUCAGAAAUAAUUCAACGUUACUUAGGGCCUGAGCACUUGAUUCGUCAUUGUGUGACUCCUCCAUACCUGACAGUUACACCAGAAGUUACUUACCAUCGUCUUCGACCUCGUGAUAGAUUCCUUUUGAUGGGAUCUGAUGGAUUGUGGGAAUGCAUGAGUCCAUUAGACACAGUCACACUUGUGGGAGAGUACAUGUCAGGUCGGCAGACCUUGCAGCCAGUACGUUUCCCAAGACAGGCAAUAACACUUAGGGAAGUUGCUAGUAUAUUAGAACAGAGGCAGAAAGGCCUGAACCUAAAGCCUGUGGAUACUAAUGCUUCCACCCACUUGAUACGUCAUGCACUGGGAGGCUCUGAUGCAGGCCUUGAUCAUGCACGACUCUCUCAUUCGCUCACACUCCCACCUGAAGUCCGGCGUUUUUUCAGAGAUGAUAUAUCAAUUCAUGUAAUAUUUUUUGACCCAAAUUUCUUAAGAGUUUGCCCAGUGGAAAUCUAGUAUGUCUGUAUGAUUUGCUAACUAGUUUCCAAGAAGAAAUCCCAUUUAUACUUGAUAAAACAUUAACAACCACCAUAAUAGUUUGAGGGAGAAGUAUAAAGAAAGAAACUGUCAAUGAGUACUUUGUAUGAAUUUUUAGAUAAAUCAGAAGAUAUAUGUUUGAAAUAUUUGAGAAAAAUGUGUACAUAUUAGAUAAAAUAGAACAUACCUUAAAUAUUACUUAUGUUAUGUUAUAAGAUUUUUUUAUAGUUAAUCAUUCUUGUUAACUUCUUAUCUAGAGUAUAUAAUAGACACUGAUAAAAAAUGUAUGAAGUAAGGAAGGAAACAGAAAAUUCUUAUACAUAAGAGAUGUAAUUGUCUGUGAUAUAUAUAUGUAAAUAGCAGUUGUGGUUUGCCUUAUGGCAUAAGAGGAAAUUUUUUUGGUUUCUUGGUGCUCUUACUACUCCAUAGUUGAGGAAGAUAUUAGAUAUUCCUAUCUUUGGUAUGCCUAAAUCAAAUAUUGACAGACCAUGUAAUUCUGACAUGAGAGAUUACUUCAGUUCCAUUGCUUUGUUCAGUGUUAUAUCCUGUAACAGUGACUAGUAAUCCAUUGUUAUAUAUGGAUAUGAGCUAUUAUCUUUUUGUCUCUUUUUCUCUUUCAUUUUGUUGCAUGAAUUGCAUAAAGGCAAUACUAAUUUGUCUUCAGGGAAAUGAUUUGUAUCUAUUCUAAACCAGGCUCUAAAAACUAGCUGGUCACCAGUGGCAAAUUGCUGUUUGUGGCUGGUUUUGCUGCUUACUAUUUUUUGUCUGGUCCCAAAAAUGAAUUUUCACCUGAAACCUGUUGCAAAUGUGAAUAUUAUGAGUUAUGCAUAAAUGAAAGAUGAUAAAGAAAACAGACUAAGGGGGGCUUCACCACCCUUGCGUCCUGCUAUUCAAGCCCCUGCACCCAGCAAAACUACAAUGUUGAGAACCCUGCUAAACUAAGGUAGAAAAUAGUUGCAUGUUCAGAAUGGAAAUGAGGGAUUUCUACUUUUAGUAUGAAAAUUGAGGUCAUUUUUGAUAAGCAUAAGAAGCAGCCAGUAUGCUAAUUACAUUUGUAUUAUAGAUAUAUGACACUCUUAGUGGAAUUGAGUAUUUCCUAAUUCUAGUCUACAAGCCAGCAUUCUUUACCCUGAUUGAAUAGGAACUAGAAUUAUUGAGAACUGAAGGCAGAACAGGAUCUUCUGAGCCCUCUUCCUGGGAAUUUUCAUAAUGGCUACAACUUUGAUUUUAUUGAUUAGUACCAUGGGAUUGCUGUUUGAAGAGAAUAACCCUUUUUUGUGAUAUUGUGAAAAUCUGAGAAAAGAUUGCAGAAUGCAUUUUUUUCUGUUAAGGGCUACUAAAGGUUUAAGGAAAUAUAGGAUUAUACAAAAAUUGAAAUGCAUAUUUUUGAAAAGCAAGGUUAUUUAUCCUUCAAAUACUUAUAUUACAUUUGGAAUGAAUAAAACAGAUUUGAAAU
Penaeus vannamei (Pacific white shrimp) is the source of this 3133-nucleotide messenger RNA. It is a transcript of the gene Pdp, whose product is annotated as pyruvate dehydrogenase [acetyl-transferring]-phosphatase 1-like protein, mitochondrial. Gene Ontology annotation, biological process: protein dephosphorylation. Gene Ontology annotation, cellular component: mitochondrion. The record is from RefSeq and is a predicted model, not a curated record. NCBI's taxonomy places the organism in Eukaryota, Metazoa, Arthropoda, Malacostraca, Decapoda, Penaeidae. Gene Ontology annotation, molecular function: cation binding; [pyruvate dehydrogenase (acetyl-transferring)]-phosphatase activity.